CAAUAACCUCGAGGUGGUCUGAAAUUUGAGGUGGCAUCCGCUUGGUCCCAGUAAAUGGCCCAGCGGCUUGGCGCUUACCCAGUACGCUAACCGAGUAACCUCAGUGGGAUUCGCAGAGCAUCUAGACUUAGAGCCAGGUGGAUAAGGCGCACCCUUACUGUGGGGCAGCCAUUAGAAGCGUUGUUCGCCAAAAUUUCAUUUCGUUGUUGCGCAGUGGCAAGGUCAAGGUAGGAAUAACUUCUUCACUUUGGCCCCUGUCAAGUCAAAGAGCUUGGCAGUAACGCCUUUCACUAACAGCCGGAUCAAGAAGCAAACUGCUGUUUGACGAAUUCCGGUCAUGAGACAUGGCGGCUACAACAGACCAGACACAACCCCGGAUGAUAGAUAUCUUGACUGUGAUAAUCACCACGUCUGUCACACCUUCUAUACCAUACACGGACCUUAUAUCGGCUAUUUUGGACGGUUAUAGCAAGUACUGUCCUCAACUGCUCCGAUGCCGCUUUAUAGUAGUGUUCGACAAUUACGAUCUAGUCGUCCCUUUUGCAAGAUUGAAGAAAGGGCAUGUCACUCCACAGCAAGCAAAGGACUGGAACUUAUACAAGACCAAUGCGAAACAGCUCAUUCUUCAGCAAUUUUAUAGUACUUCUGGAGAGGUACAUAUGGUUACAGAACGGGGAGAAGCGGAAUACGGCUCUCCUCAGAGCACAAAUGGCGUCCCAUUCACUGCAAAGCGGACUGUGGACAACAGGGUUACAUUCAUAGAACCUGAAAGGCGUUUAGGUUUCGGCCUGGCGGUGCGUUCAGCAUUACGCCUCGUCGACACCCCUUACGUCUGGCUUCAGCAGCAUGAUUGGAGCCUUGUCGCUAGCAUACCCAUAGAGUCAGUACUCCAAGUGAUGCAAGGCUCAGAGAACGAUCCCGAAGUACCCAUAAAAUAUAUUUGCCUUCCCGCCAAGAAGAUGCUUUCCUACGCGACAUCGCAAGACGUCGUGCGAUUCCCUGCCUUGCAAGAGUUAACGUUGAAGCUUCAACGAAAUUUCUCACCAUCACUGCAACCCGAGAUCAAGAUACCACUAACGCCGCUCUACUUUUGGCAUGACAAACCUCACAUAGCCUCUACUGCACAUUAUCUCGCGCGGGUCUACCCCUCUCGCCUUGCUAUGCUACGGGGAGAUUUUAUUGAGGACAAGAUAGGCCACAGAGCACGGGACCAGAUGAAAGAAGGACUCUGGUCGAAAUGGGGUACCUGGCUCUAUUAUCCGGAUGAAGGCAGACAACUGUGCUUGAGGCAUCUCAACGGCAGAGUUUGGAGGGGUGAAGAUGGUCAAUCGAAACAAAUCAACACAUACCGCGAGCAGAACAUAAAUUAUAGGCAGGAACUUGAUGGAGAGCUGACGAAUGUCACGAGUGAUGAUGAUUUUGAGCUAGAGAACUUUUUCUAGCAUAAUCACAACAAUUCGUAUGUCUAGGAGAUAAUCACGCUCCGCAAACAGGCUAUUGAGACACGGACUGGUCAAAUCACCCAACACUGUUGAUCUUGUAACAAAGAACAGCUGCUUGGACUGUGGUCAACUAAAACAAUUAUUUACUAUGUGCGCACAGCAGCUCAAGAUCUGUCUAGAUUGUCAGCAAAUACAUGGGUUACAAGAUAUGUCUGCUGAAAGUAGUGCUUCUGAACUCUCUAAAGAUUCACCGAUCAAUUCUCCUGGACCACAGCAUUCGAGUUUCCUCGCUUUGACUUCGGUAGA
Molecule: messenger RNA, 1748 nt
Organism: Truncatella angustata
Lineage: Eukaryota; Fungi; Ascomycota; Sordariomycetes; Amphisphaeriales; Sporocadaceae
Exons: 1
Coding region: 345-1442 (365 amino acids)
Source: RefSeq, a predicted model, not a curated record